Ilex paraguariensis (yerba mate) is the source of this 858-nucleotide messenger RNA. The record is from the annotation of a GenBank genome assembly. Lineage: Eukaryota; Viridiplantae; Streptophyta; Magnoliopsida; Aquifoliales; Aquifoliaceae.
AUGUUGAAAAGUAAUGUUGUUUCUUGGACUGCUAUGCCUAAUGGGUAUUUGAUUUUUGGGUUAGAAAAUGAAGCUUUGAGGUUCUCUGAUUUUGUUGUAAAUGGGAUUCGGCCAAAUUCUAAGACCUUUGUGUGCGUUUUGAGUUUGUGCAGUAGGGGAGUGGAUUUGGACCUUGGGAAGCAAAUUCAUGCAUGUGUAAUAAAAAAUAAUACUAGUAAUUUGUUUAUACCUAGCGCCAUAGUGUAUUUUUAUGCGCAGUGUGGUGACUUGAUGGGUGCAUUCGGUAUAUUUGAUAGGAUGAGAGAGCGGGAUGUAGUCUGUUGGACAACUAUGAUCACUGCUUGCUCGCAACAUGGUUGGGGAGAGGAGGCUUCUGUGAUGUUUUCCCAAAUGCUAUCUGAUGGAUGUGCCCCUAAUGAGUUUACAGUGUCUAGUGUUCUGAAGGCUUGUGGGGAGGAGAAGGCAUUGAAGGUUGGACGACAAUUGCAUGGGGCCAUAGUUAAGAAGAUAUUUACAAAUGAUAUUUUCUUAGGGACUGCGCUAGUGGAUAUGUAUGCGAAAUGUGGAGAAAUAGAGGAUUCUAAGACAUUGUUUGAUGGAAUGAGGAAGAGGAACACAGUUACAUGGACUUCUAUCAUAGCAGGGUAUGGUCGGAAUGGUUUUGGUGAAGAGGCCAUAAGACUUUUUCGAGUAAUGAGAAGACGAAAAGUAUUCUUUGACCAUGGUAGACGGUCAGUUCUCAAUUGUCGAUCUGAGGAUGCAGUCGUCCUAGUAUUGUCUUGGUUGGAAAUUGAGGCAGUAGUGUUAGGGUUACCGAUGCCGGAGCUGGAGCUGGUGGCAUUGUCGUCCUCGACGUGA